UCCUAUGAAACCACCCCCACUUCUCUUUUUCCUCAUUUCUUAGCCUUUUACUCUUAAAAGUCUCAUCUUUUUGCCUUUCCACAUUUAUAUUUCUAUACUAAGACUUCUUGUUAGGGUUUCUUUGCUUACCAAAAUUAAGUCAUUCAACAGAUUUGAAUGAAAAUUCGUUACAUGGGUUGUUUUAUUAUUCCAAGAAAUCAUUAAAGAUCCAAACUUUGAGCUCAAAAAAGCAAACCAGGACGAAAUAAAUCAAAGGGCCGAAUUAUUUAGACACCGAGAUGGGAUGUUUCACUGUUUCAAAGAGUAAGAAGAAAUUGUCCGAGCAGAGUAUCCACAUCAAACGUGUGAACCCUCAGGAGCAGUCACCUACCGCACUGCCUGAACCCCAGAUACGCACAAGAUCAUUGUGCUCCGCACCACCUAGUUUUAGAACAAGAGUGAAACCAGUGCAGUCAAACAAUGGAGUAACAAGCAGUAGGACACGAGCUUUAUCCGCCCCAUCAAGUCUGGACUCAGCGGAACAAGAUGCUCUAGCGUCGAAUGAAUGUGAGGAACAUGAAGAGUUGAGGAGUCGUGUUGGAUCAGCAAAGGAAUACUGCUCACCAGUUCCUCAGCCUCUUCCUCUUCCAUCACCUCAGAAUGCUGCUGCUUCUCUCAGGACUAUGAGAAGCUUCAAAAUAGGGAAUACAAGUGGCCCUCUCAAUGCCUCUGGACCGUUGCCGCUGCCUCCUGUGUUGCCUCCUACAUUGCCUUCUACUGGAAUGCUGCGGAACUUUUCUUUUGAUGAAAUUGCUGCUGCAUGCCACCAUUUCUCUCCGGAGCGUUGUAUGUCAGAAGGUCUUUCUUCUGUCAUUUACAGAGCUUCUUUUGGGGAUGAUGCCUCUAGUUCAAAAAAGCUUGAAGCCACUAUAACCCGCCUUCACCCUUCUUCACAGGGUUUGAAGGAAUUUGUCAAUGAGGUGAACACCCUGGCGUCUUUGCAACACUCUUCACUUUGUAAACUGAUUGGUUUUCAUGCUCGCGAAGGUUCUGAGCACAGGAUGUUGGUUUUUGAGAGACUUUUCCAUGGAAGCCUAGACCGGCUUUUGUUUGGAAGAUCAGAUGGCCCCCCUAUAGAUUGGAAUGCUAGAACGAAAAUUGCGUUAUGUGCUGCACAAGGUCUCACAUUCCUACAUGAGGAGGGACCUUUCCAGGCAAUGUUCCAUGAAUUUUCAACUGGAAAUAUACAAAUCGACAAGGAUUUUAGUGCAAAGCUCUCAGGGUAUGGAUGCAUUACGAAUAUACAAGAGACAGAGAUAUCUUGCAAUUCAGUCGCCCUGGCAAAUCUCUCGCAAGAGACACUAGAGAGAGGGUUGCUAACUCCUAAGAGCAAUGUUUGGAGUUUUGGGAUUGUUCUUCUAGAACUGCUCACCGGCCGGAAGAAUCUCGAUGGUCGGCAUUCAAAGGAAGAGAGGAAUUUAGUCAAGUGGAGUAGGCCUUUCCUCGCUGAUGAUGGUAGAUUAUCGCUAAUCAUGGAUCCUCAGCUAAAAGGCCGGUUCCCCCCUAAAGCAGCCAGGACAGUGGCUGAUAUUGCUCAAAGAUGUCUGCAAAAGGAUCCGUCUGAAAGGCCCACCAUGAGAACCAUCGUCGACCAACUCAAGUCUGUACAAGUGAUGAAGUGUCCUUCACGGUUUCCUCUGCAAGAACCAGCGGCAGUUGGUGGUAAACACAUGUCAAAAUCUCCAAGUAUGAAUGGAAUCAUCACCCCUGCGCCAAAGUUGAGUUUCUCCCCUUCCUUACCAAUCACCCGAGCAUCGGCUUCUCCCUCGAAGUCUGCUACGCAACCCUCGUCUCGUCCUUCAUUAACAUGUUCCUACUCUUUCUCUUUGGAAGACCUUGAUCGACUGGAAAGCCGAAGGUCAUCAUCUUCAUCUUUUCGCAGGUCUAGUGUUGAAGGAUUUUGAAUGGUUAUUCUUUGAUUGGUUACUUCUAGCCCUCUCCCUUUGACAAGUGAUUACAUGAAAAGAUACAGAGGAUAAAGAUGUGGUUUUCCACCUUCCCAUUGUUCAAGGAAGAAGACUUGGGAAAUAACAUUUUGUAGAUAAGGUUUGUCCCGUUUAUUUGAAUAGUGUUCUGUGAAUCAAGAUGUGUGGGCAGAUGAAGAUGUUCUUUUAACGUUUUAUUCGUCAACCUCCGGCCCCUGCCAAGGAAAAGAAAAUCCCCAAUUGGCCGGAAAGAAAUAAAAAGAAAAAGGUAAGGAAAGAUAGAAAAGAAAGAAAUCCCCUUUUGCUGCUUCUUUAAAAUGAUGUAUAUUUGUACAAGUAUUUUUCUUAUUGUAUCAAGAAAUAUUGUAUAUUUGAAAUUUGGCUUGGUGAGAAAAUAUGGCUUCAGUUGGCCUGACAGUAGUGAGACUGAUGCAAUCUUGAUAUUUAAUAGAUAAGUUAAUCUUAGUGUUUCAUGUUA
Molecule: messenger RNA, 2442 nt
Organism: Nicotiana attenuata
Lineage: Eukaryota; Viridiplantae; Streptophyta; Magnoliopsida; Solanales; Solanaceae
Product: probable receptor-like protein kinase At3g55450
Exons: 5
Coding region: 279-1943 (554 amino acids)
Biological process (GO): protein phosphorylation
Molecular function (GO): protein kinase activity; ATP binding
Source: RefSeq, a predicted model, not a curated record